AUGCCCAGCGCAUCUCAUGGCGCUGUGGAGAAAAUGGCCCUUGGAACAUGGGCUAGCGAUGCAAUACAACAGCCCCAGAACUAUCCUGAGCUGUCACGUCACCUGGAGCCAGAAAAGGUUCAGCGACGAAGUGGUUUCUUCGUUGUUGGUCGCAAGCUUCAUUUUUGCCCACUAUUUACGACAGGGAGGGAAAAGGAUCAUGGUAUUGAAAUAUAUCCACUAGACCUUAGAAUACAAGAUUUCAUAUGGUAA
Blastomyces gilchristii SLH14081 is the source of this 252-nucleotide messenger RNA. RefSeq lists its product as uncharacterized. The coding region runs from base 1 to 252 and encodes 83 amino acids. The transcript has a single exon. The record is from RefSeq and is a predicted model, not a curated record. NCBI's taxonomy places the organism in Eukaryota, Fungi, Ascomycota, Eurotiomycetes, Onygenales, Ajellomycetaceae.